Molecule: messenger RNA, 1685 nt
Organism: Xenia sp. Carnegie-2017
Lineage: Eukaryota; Metazoa; Cnidaria; Anthozoa; Malacalcyonacea; Xeniidae
Product: 52 kDa repressor of the inhibitor of the protein kinase-like
Exons: 1
Coding region: 517-1455 (312 amino acids)
Molecular function (GO): protein dimerization activity
Source: RefSeq, a predicted model, not a curated record
AGAUGCCAAUUGUUGUAAGGUAUGUUGACUCAAAGCAAGAAAUUAAUGAACGAUUUAUUAAAUUUGUUGAGUGUGAAGGAAUGACUGGCGAAGCGCUAGCGAAGAAUAUCGAAGAUACUUUAAACGAAGUUGGGCUACUACUUUCCAACUGUCGUGGUCAGUGCUAUGAUGGUGCCAGUGCAAUGUCAAGCAAAUCAAAGGGAGUUGCUGGUCGUAUUUUAAAGAAAAAUCCAAAAGCUUUGUAUAUCCAUUACGCUAGUCAUCGAUUGAACCUUGUUGUUGCUAAAGCAUGUGGUGAGCAAACUGUCAAAAACAUGUUGGGGCAUGCUCAAAAGAUCUUCAGUUUCUUCAGCCCAUCCCCCCCUACGAAUGCAGUGCUUGAGGCAGAAUAUGGAAAAGUCUGGGUUACGUCGUAAAAAACUAGGAGCUCCAUCCACAACGCGUUGGGUUGAACGGAUACGUACACUUGAUGGAUUUGUGGAAGCAUUUGUACCUGUUUGUCAAAGUUUAGAGUAAAUGAAGCUCAAUAUGAAUAAAGAUUUUGAUAAUUCAAGUAGGGACGCAGAGGGAUAUCUUCGUUCCAUAAAAUCUUUCGAAUUUAUUGUUAAUCUUGUGAUUACAUCAAAUGUUCUGCAUCACACAAUGUCGUUGACUGUCCAGCUGCAGCAAAGGAUAAUCGAUAUCGCUGAAUCAAUUAAACAUAUAAAUCUUUUGAAGUCACAAUUAAAAAUUUUACGCAGCUCGGCUGAUACAAUUCAUGACCAAUACUACGAAGAAGCAGUGGAUUUAGCAAACAGAGUAAACGUUGAUGAAAAAAUUCCUCGACUUUGCAAUGUUCAGACAACUCGUGAAAACUAUCCUGCACAUACAGCACGUGAAUACUACCGCAUGAAACUAACCAUCCCUCUUCUUGAUCACUUGAUUGAACAGAUGGAAUUUCGGUUUUCUUCAGAGGUGUGCGAUAUUUAUCGUGGAUUCUAUAUUAUACCUAGUAUUUUUCUCAAUUGCAAGGACGUUAAUUGGAAGGAAGAGUUUAUGAAGUUUGCUGUUGCAUAUAAAGAGGAUAUGCCACACUUUCGGAAAAUACAUGCUGAAUUAGGAUUGUGGGAAACAAAUUGGAAAGGGGGCUUUGAGAAAGUUAAGUACGAUUCAAUUGCCGACACGCUUCGAACUUGUAACAAACUUGCGUUUCCAAAUAUAUUUACAGCGCUUAAGAUACUCGCUGUUGUGCCAGUCACUACAUGUGAGUGUGAAAGAUCCGUUUCUGCCCUUCGUCGAAUGAAAACUUGGUUACGUAGCACAAUGAUCAACGAAAGGUUAAAUGGAUUAGCCCAAAUGCAUAUUAAUGAUGAUAUUAAGUGUGAUGUCGAAGAAGUGAUUAAUACCUUUGCUAGACAAAACCCAACGAGGAUGCAAUUUCUUGAUAUCCUGGAGGAUAAAGAAACAGAUGCUUGACGAUGAGCUCCAUGAGAAAUUCUUAAUGCUGAUAAACAACCUACAUUUUCUUUGAGAGUUAUCUUGUUUUCAGCCGUUAUUGAGAGGACGAAGACCACGUUUAAACAUUGAUUUUCUUAAACAUUUCAUCUUUGCUGUGGUUGGAAGAAGACGAUCUUUCAACAUUGCUUUUAUAAUUGUUGUCAUCUUUGCUGCCGUUAGAAGAAGACCAUCUUUGAACAUUGCUUUUA